Messenger RNA from Scomber japonicus (chub mackerel), 1023 nucleotides. It is a transcript of the gene pcsk1nl, whose product is annotated as proprotein convertase subtilisin/kexin type 1 inhibitor, like. Gene Ontology annotation, molecular function: endopeptidase inhibitor activity. The transcript has 5 exons. The coding region runs from base 1 to 1023 and encodes 340 amino acids. The record is from RefSeq and is a predicted model, not a curated record. Gene Ontology annotation, biological process: negative regulation of endopeptidase activity. NCBI's taxonomy places the organism in Eukaryota, Metazoa, Chordata, Actinopteri, Scombriformes, Scombridae.
AUGGCGUCUCUCGGCCUCCUGCUGCUCAGCACCGCGCUGAUUCACACCGCUCAGUCUCUCCCUGCAGGUCGUGGUGGUGGCCGUGGCCUGGAUAUCUCGGUGGGCGAAGCCAGACGUCAGCGCAGGGACGUCCGUAACCUGGUGCCCUAUGAAGACCAGAUGAUGUCAUAUCCUGCCACACAGGGAGGAGGCAGAGCCAACGACCUGUACUACCAGACUGAUGACUGGAGGGGGAGGGGCUUGGACCAGGCUCUGCAGCGACUGGUGGAGAGAGACCAGAGGCGGGAGCAGGAAGAGGAGCAGCGAGCAGCCUACCUGGCCUCUCUGCUCCGCCUACUGAACGAGGCAGAAAGCGCAGGAUUGGUCGGUCCAGGAGACGUGGAAGUGAUCGAGGAGGAGGACGAUGUGGAGGACGAUGAGGGGCCACCAGAGGACUUCCAGGGCGCGGCUCCCCCAGACUACGAUGAGACGGGGCGGGGGAUGAGCAUGGGGAGACCCCCGGCGGCCUGGUGGGGCCUCCUGGAGCCCCAGCUGGCUCAGGCUCUGCUAGACAGAGCGAGACAGGAGAGACUUCAGCAGGCGGGGCGAGUUUCAUCCGGACUGAACAGAGACCAGGACACUCUGAGACGUAUGGUUGCUAGGAUAAUGUCCAGCAUCGGCCCUGACAACGCCCAGGUGAUCUCCUCCGGUCGCAGAAUGAAGAGAGACCUGUCAAUCACACCAGUCGAACCCGCUAGCCCCGCCCACAGAAGAACCCGACGUUCCCUUGACGACGUGGCCCCUCCGUCGCCAAGCAACGACCCCCCUCUGCUCAGGGUGAAGAGGUUGGAAGAGGAGCAGGAAGAAGAGGAAGAGAGGCUCCACCCUGCCGCCGGGCUGCAGAGGAUCAAACGCAUCGAUACCAUGACAACCGCCGCAAUGGAAGAACUGAAUCAUGGGAGUCGUAGGCGUCGGAGGAGAGCCGCCCAAAACUACGACCCCCAAAUACUGAUUGAUCAGAUUUUAGAGUACAUGAGGGAGUAA